Sesamum indicum (sesame) is the source of this 1713-nucleotide messenger RNA. Its product is annotated as peptidyl-prolyl cis-trans isomerase CYP40. Gene Ontology annotation, molecular function: cyclosporin A binding; peptidyl-prolyl cis-trans isomerase activity; protein binding. The record is from RefSeq and is a predicted model, not a curated record. Lineage: Eukaryota; Viridiplantae; Streptophyta; Magnoliopsida; Lamiales; Pedaliaceae. Gene Ontology annotation, biological process: protein peptidyl-prolyl isomerization; protein folding. Gene Ontology annotation, cellular component: cytoplasm.
AUAGCUGUCCAAGAUUGUACCUUUCUCUUGUAUGUACCCGCUACUCUACUACUAAUGGCACACACAACACGAACACAAGUCCCUUCCCAUUCUGCGCCUCGCCAAUUUCCAUUCUGCACCAAGCACUGAGCGCAAACCCUUGUAAAACCUCCUGCCAACACAAAGAAUGUUUGCCUUCCCUUUUUUCUUUUCUGCUUUUCAUCUCCCAUGACUGAACUCUUUUGCUUUUCAUUGAUCUGGCAGCUCGCGUUUACUGUGGGGGGUCUCGGCGUCAACUUCAUCCGGGGGGAGGUUGUUAGUGUGUGUUUUUGCUUUAGAAGGGAUUUGGGAUUUUGGGUUUGUUCGUUUCCGUGAGAAUGGUGAAUCCUAGGUGCUAUUUGGAUAUCAGUAUUGGAGGAGAAAUGGAGGGGAGAAUAGUGGUGGAGUUAUACAAAGAUGUGGUGCCUAAAACUGCUGAGAAUUUUAGAGCUCUCUGUACUGGGGAGAAGGGCAUCAGCCCUCACACUGGCCGUCCCCUCCAUUACAAGGGUUCACACUUUAAUCGUAUUGUCAAAGGGUUUAUGAUCCAAGGGGGUGAUAUAUCUGAUGGACAUGGAGUGGCUGGAGAAUCCAUUUAUGGAGUGAAAUUUGAAGAUGAAAAUUUUGAGCUCAAACACUCAAGGAAAGGGAUGCUAUCAAUGGCUAACUCUGGUCCAAAUACCAACGGGUCUCAAUUUUUCAUUGUUACAACCCAGGCUACUCACCUGGAUGGAAAGCAUGUUGUCUUUGGUAAGGUGAUCAGAGGAUUAGGGGUGGUUCGUGCAAUUGAGUAUGUUUCAACAAUAGACAACUGCUGUCCCACCAUCGAUGUUGUGGUCAUUGACUGUGGAGAAAUUCCUGAGGGCGCAGAUGAUGGGACAAUUAAUUUCUUUAGAGAUGGUGAUUUAUACCCUGAUUGGCCAAUGGAUCUUGAUCCCAAACCCAAUGAUGUCAUUUGGAUGAUUACUGCUGUAGACUCCAUCAAAGUCUUGGGAAAUGAGUGGUACAAGAAGCAUGAGUACAAGAUGGCAAUAAGAAAGUAUCGUAAGGCCCUCAAAUAUCUGGAUUCAUGCUGGGAGAUGAAAGACAUUGAUCAAGUGCAGUGCGAUUCUCUGAGGAAAACAAAGUCUCAAAUCCUAACGAAUAGUUCAGUCUGCAAGUUGAAGUUAGGAGAUCUUAAAGGAGCACUGCUGGAUGCAGACUUUGCUAUUCGUGAUGGAGAAGCUAAUGCAAAAGCUUUCUACCGCCAAGGCCAGGCAUAUAUGGCACUCAAUAACAUUGAUGCAGCCGUUCACAGUUUUAGCAAAGCAUUAGAAUUGGAGCCAACUGAUGGUGGUAUUAAGAAAGAGCUAUCUAUUGCAAAGAAGAAGAUUGCUGAUAGGCGUGAACAGGAGAAAAAAGCUUAUUCAAGAAUGUUUCAGUAAAAAUUGAAGUUUAUACAUUGCUACAAAUGACUUGGUGCCAGUUAAACUCCUUGGCUCAUGUCCAAAAUGAUAUUACUUGUCAAGUGAAUUGUAAGAUUACAUUGUACUUGACUCUGAACCUAAUUUUGUCAUAGUUAUGGUGCAUAGCACCAUAACCAUGGAAGGGAACAUGACUUCUAGAUGUAGGAAUAGCUCUGAAAGAGAAAGCAUUAAGACCUUUGUGUUGCCAAUCAUUUAAAGUACUUCGACAACUUCCUUACAAGAAAAGUUC